This is a messenger RNA of Prorocentrum cordatum, 656 nucleotides long. The record is from the annotation of a GenBank genome assembly. Lineage: Eukaryota; Dinophyceae; Prorocentrales; Prorocentraceae.
AGCCAUUUGGGUCCUGGCCUGCACGGGUGCCACGCUGCAAACGCGCAGGCACGCGCGCCUAAGGCGCCCGCGCCCGCGCCGCGGGCAGCGCUGGUCGCCGGCGACCCCCGCUGCCGCCGCUCCGUGGCUGCCUCCGCUGGGCAUGGCCGGGCCAGAGGCCGCCCUCCUGACGACCGGCGGAGGGUGCGAGGAGGACGAGGAAGAAGAUGGCGUCCAAGUCGAGUCAGGCGCCCCGCGGCCCGCGGCCUGCCGCGCCUCCCUGGCCGUGGGCCUGUGCGGCGCUCUGGCCAGCGGGGCGCUGCUGGCGGCGCUGCGCCUGCGGCCAGAGUGGCGCAGGCGAGCUGGCAGCCUCCUGCAGCGGCGCCAGUGGCCCGACGGGGCGUCGCUGCCGCGGUUGCUGCGCGGCUUCGUCGGAGGAGCUGAGGCGGGCGGCCACGAGGGCCUUCUGGCGCACGUGGCGUGGGAGCUGGAGCAGGAGGCCGAGCUGGACACGUGGCAGAUGCUGCAGGUCCAAGCUGCCAUCUACUCGCAACCCAGAGCCAGCUCUGAGCAGACCGGCGUCCUCCAGCACUGCUCCAUCGUCCAAGGCAAGUCGCUGGGCGACGGCUGGGUGCAGCUGAAGGACCAGCAGGGCUACGCCCCGCAGAGAGCGAAGG